UCUCCUCUCCUUCUGAUCAGCACACGGAGUCCAGUCCAGCAGCUCCUCGGAGGCCAAACAACAGGGAGGAUCAGCCAGUAUCACCAGUAUUACCAGGGACCAGCACCAUGGCGCUCACCAACGACCCCAACUACAAGAAGCUGGAGCAGUGGUACAAAUCCAAGGCCGGCGGACUUGUCAUGAGGGACAUGUUCGAGUCCGACAAGGACAGGUUCAACACUUUCAGCACGACUCUGCAGACAGACGAUGGAGAAAUCCUGCUCGACUACUCCAAGAACCUCAUCAACCAGGAAGUGAUGGCCAUGCUGCUUGACUUGGCUCGGUCCCGGGGAGUGGAGGAGGCCAGAGACAAGAUGUUCUCUGGAGAGAAAAUCAACUUCACCGAGGGUCGUGCCGUGCUCCACGUGGCGCUGCGUAACCGCUCCAACGCGCCCAUCCAGGUGGACGGUCAGGACGUGAUGCCUGAGGUGAACCGCGUGCUGGACAAGAUGAAGGCGUUCUGUCACAGAGUCCGCAGCGGCGAGUGGAAAGGCUUCAGCGGGAAAAGCAUCACAGACGUGGUGAACAUCGGCAUCGGAGGCUCCGACCUGGGCCCCCUGAUGGUGACAGAGGCUCUGAAGCCGUACUCGGCUGAAGGACCAAAUGUUUGGUUCGUCUCAAACAUCGAUGGGACGCACAUGGCCAAAACCCUCGCUAAGCUCAACGCCGAAACCACGCUGUUCAUCAUCGCCUCUAAGACCUUCACCACUCAGGAAACCAUCACCAACGCAGAGUCUGCCAGGGACUGGUUCCUGCAGACGGCCAAGGACAAAUCUGCUGUGGCCAAACAUUUUGUAGCUCUGUCCACCAACGCAACCAAAGUGAAGGACUUUGGCAUCGACACAGCGAACAUGUUUGAGUUCUGGGAUUGGGUCGGAGGUCGUUACUCUCUGUGGUCUGCCAUCGGUCUGUCCAUCGCCCUGCACGUCGGCUUUGAGAACUUUGAGCAGCUUCUUGCAGGAGCUCACUGGAUGGACAACCACUUCCGCAACACCCCCCUGGAGCAGAACGUCCCCGUGCUGCUGGCCGUCCUCGGUGUGUGGUACAUCAACUUCUUCCAGGCAGAGACGCACGCCAUGCUGCCCUACGACCAGUACAUGCACCGCUUCGCUGCAUAUUUCCAACAGGGCGACAUGGAGUCUAACGGGAAGUACAUCACCAAAGACGGCGUUCGCGUCAACUACCACACCGGACCAAUCGUUUGGGGCGAACCAGGGACCAACGGACAGCACGCCUUCUACCAGCUCAUCCACCAAGGAACUCGAAUGAUUCCUGCCGACUUCCUCAUUCCUGCUCAGUCUCAGCAUCCAAUCAGAGACAACCUCCACCACAAGAUCCUGGUGGCGAACUUCCUGGCUCAGACAGAAGCUCUGAUGAAAGGAAAAACCUCAGACGAAGCUCGUGCUGAGCUCGAGGGUGCCGGCGUGAAGGGAGAGGCUCUGCAGAAGCUGCUGCCGCACAAAGUCUUCGAAGGAAACAAGCCAAGUAACUCGAUCAUUUUCAAGAAGCUCAGCCCGUUCGUCCUGGGAGCUCUCGUUGCAAUGUACGAACACAAGAUCUUUGUUCAGGGCGUCAUGUGGGACAUCAACAGCUACGACCAGUGGGGCGUUGAACUCGGGAAGCAGCUGGCGAAGAAGAUCGAGCCGGAGCUGAAGGACGACUCCGAGGUCACCUCCCACGACUCGUCCACCAACGGCCUCAUCAGCUUCCUGAAGAAGAACUUCGCCUGAAUCCUCCGUCACCUUCCUCCGUCUGCUGGCUCCUCCCACCCUGUAGUCCUCCUCUCUCAUUGGCUGAAUCCUGUGUUGGCGUGUCUGUAGAUGUGUUGCUUCUGUGUGGAGGGCGAAGAGAAAUGUGCACAUGUUACUGUAGUCAUCACACAUGACUGUCAAAAUAAAAGUUUGUCACUGAA
Molecule: messenger RNA, 1951 nt
Organism: Centropristis striata (black sea bass)
Lineage: Eukaryota; Metazoa; Chordata; Actinopteri; Perciformes; Serranidae
Gene: gpia
Product: glucose-6-phosphate isomerase a
Exons: 18
Coding region: 108-1769 (553 amino acids)
Biological process (GO): glucose 6-phosphate metabolic process; gluconeogenesis; glycolytic process
Cellular component (GO): cytosol
Molecular function (GO): glucose-6-phosphate isomerase activity; monosaccharide binding; carbohydrate derivative binding
Source: RefSeq, a predicted model, not a curated record